This is a messenger RNA of Suillus bovinus, 1062 nucleotides long. RefSeq lists its product as uncharacterized. Lineage: Eukaryota; Fungi; Basidiomycota; Agaricomycetes; Boletales; Suillaceae. The transcript is spliced from 4 exons. Gene Ontology annotation, molecular function: DNA-binding transcription factor activity, RNA polymerase II-specific; zinc ion binding. Gene Ontology annotation, cellular component: nucleus. The record is from RefSeq and is a predicted model, not a curated record. Gene Ontology annotation, biological process: regulation of DNA-templated transcription. The coding region runs from base 1 to 1062 and encodes 353 amino acids.
AUGUGCCGUCACCGAGCACAUUUCAAGGCAGUGCAGGUCUUUCGUUGUCGCCCCGCACGGCCCGCAGGCCUAGAGGUGGCAGUCUCGCGCCAGAGGGGAAUCGAAAAGAAGAAGGUGACGACACCCAGACCAGUGCCCUUCCCGUCCUUCUUUCCAAGAGACGUGAAUAGCCCCUUCCUGUACAAUGCAUCUCACUCAUAUGAUGAUUCUGGUCACCUACAACCGCCUUCGCACCACCUUCAAUCCAAUAUCAUCCGACAUCAAUCACUUCCUUCUCAGCGAUGGGAGGAGCGCAGUCGCUCUAUGUCCUCUAGCAAUCAGCAUGAACCAGGGACGUUGCAGGAUGACCGCCCAAAUCAGAGAGCUUCCUCUUAUUCUCUUCCUCCGAUUAGAACUUUCAUGCAGCCUUCCAGGGAAGAGUACUCCAAUAGAGGGCCACCCUCACACGGUCUGCUUGACCAGACACAGGAAACGUUGCCUGGAGAAGCAUCAGUGGAUGAUACGGAGUCCAGUAACGAAAGACCGACGUAUAGGCGAGGCAAGAGAAAGCGAUCAGACAGUCAGGAUGAAAAGAAGACCAAAGCUGUACGCAAAAUCUAUGUUGCGUGUGAUUUUUGCCGAGGGAGGAAGCUCCGGUGUGACGGGACCAAACCUUCCUGCGCAAAUUGUUCCACCCGAACGUUGAAAUGCGUAUAUAAGGAUCAUCCCAGACGUCGUGGCCCUGGAAAGGCACCGAAAGGUUCGCGGACCAAGAAAUCAGAUCGAAAGGGGAGGAAAAGUUCUAAAGGAGUCACAAGUGAGGUUGAUAAGGAAGGAUCCGAACAGCCUUCUGCUGCAGCACUCCCAGAUCGGCAUGUAUUUGAGAUGUUACCAGGUCACUUGUCUGGUCUGGAGCCCGUUUAUGUGCCACUGCCCUAUACUGAUCGUCCAAGUGCUUCAAACGUGUAUCGCGAAGAACCGGAAGCGAGUCCAAACUAUCAUUUUACGAGCGGUGCGUUAGCAUUGCGAGACCGCCUGCCAGCAGGGUCUGAGGGUGAUAGAGACGAUGAGCUGGCGGACUGA